CCGCCAAAUUGGUCAACGUUUGAGGAACACUGCUUCAGACAAGCAUGUCAUAUAAUUACUAUUCAGACGACAGGAACCCAGGGCGCCAAAACCGUCAUCGUUACGACAGGAGUCCGUUCAGGUACUCUGGACAGUCUGGUGACAGCGACAACUACAGCGGAUCUGACUCGGAAUCCUACAGUGGAUCAACAGGAUCUGGAUCCGACAGUAGAUCUCCAAGCCCACACUCGCACCAAAAAGGAGCAGGAGGAAAAGAUUUCUUGAAUUUCGGACCGAAACUCAACUUCGCUAAGAACCUGAAAAAACUUGGUUCCGAACUUGAACAGAAGGCGAAGCUCAAGGUCAAUAAAUUGGUGCCUGCGGAGCUUGAGAACAAGGUGAGGAAACAGCUGGGGAAGCACAAGCUGCAGCGGGAAGACUCGGACGAGGUCGAAGCAAGAAACGAGCAGCAGAGACAUCGGCGCAGGAGACGUCAUCGCGGACACAGGAAGCAGUUUGCACAGGAGCAGUGGAGAGACAGGAACAGUGCCAGACGUGUGAGGGGGCCAGAAGAUCGCAUCUACGACCCAGACCUAGAUCCAGAGAUUCCCAACGAAGAAUUGUUAGAAAACACCUGGGUACAAGACAACAUGGUGUUCGGACCUACCAUCAAGCACUUCAAGGGGCAGAACUACUCGGACCUGAAGAAGGAGUGUGAAGAGAAAGGAGAGUUGUUCACAGAUCCAGAGUUCCCCCCUACAGAGGAGAGCCUGUGGUACGACCAGGCCAUCCCCGCACGUAUAGAAUGGAAGAGGCCAAGAGAGCUGUGUGACAACCCCCGCCUGUUUGUGGAGGGUGUGUCUGCUCACGACCUGAACCAGGGGCAGCUGGGAAACUGCUGGUUUGUGGCCGCUGUCGCCAGCCUCACUCUGGAGAAGGAGCUAUGGAAGGAGGUCAUCCCAGAGUACAAGGAGCAAGAGUGGGACCCUGAACACCCCGAGAACUACCAGGGCAUCUUCCGCUUCCGUUUCUGGCGCUUCGGAACCUGGACAGAGGUCGUAGUGGAUGACCUUCUGCCGACCGUCAACGGCCAGCUGGUCUACAACCGGUCCAAGGACCAGAACGAGCUCUGGAGCUCACUGCUGGAGAAGGCUUAUGCCAAACUUGCAGGUUGUUAUGAAGCCCUACAGGGGGGGAACACACUGGACGCCCUGGUGGACUUCACAGGGGGGGUGGCCGAGCCCAUCUCUCUGGAUAAGGGGGGGUACCGGGAGGAUGAGGAGAAGAAGGAGAAACUGUUCAAGGUCAUGCACAAGGCAGCAGAGAGAGGGUCACUUCUCACCUGUAGUAUCAGGGUGACCUCUAGAGCUGAGAUGGAGGCUAGUACAGAGAUGGGCCUGGUCAAAGGUCAUGCCUACAGUGUCACAGCUGUGAAGAAGGUCAAGGUCGGGGAGUCUGGCAUGCUGAGUGGGCUUCUGGGUAAUCAGGAGAAGAUCUACAUGAUCAGGAUGAGGAACCCCUGGGGUCAGAAGGAGUGGAGGGGGCCGUGGAGCGACGAUUCUCCUGAGUGGCAGCAGGUCAGCAGUUCUGAGAAGGAAAAGCUUGGGUUGGUCAAAGAGGAUGAUGGCGAGUUCUGGAUGAGUUUUGACGACUGGAUCACCCAUUUCUCGGACGCGGGAAUCUGUCGCCUGAUCAACACGUCCCUCCUCAGUAUCCACAAGACGUGGGUGGAGUCUCGCGUCUUCUCGCGCUGGAGGAGCGUUCCCGGAGACCCCACCCACAACCGCGCCGGCGGCUGUAUGAACAACAGGGACACCUACCUACAGAAUCCACAGGUUCUGUUUGAUGUAGACAAGGAUGAGGACACAGUUCUGAUCUCCCUGUCCCAGCCAGACACACGACAGUCUCGCAAGGAGGGCAAGCAGGGCAACCUGACCCUCGGGUUUGCUGUCUACAGGGUUGAACUGAACAGGAAGUACCGUCUGCACACCAUGAAGGAGAAGGUGGCCGACUCUAUCUACAUCAACACCCGCAGUAACUUCAUCCGCACAGAGCUGCGCCGUGGCCGCUACGUCGUCAUUCCGACCACGUUCGACAAGGACGAGGAGGGAGACAUGAUGCUGAGGAUCUUCACCGACACUGACAACAACUGCAAGGAGUUGUGUAAGGACCAGCCGACUGCCUCGUGUUUCUCUGGAAUCCUGGGAUAUCCCCAGGCUGUGACAAGUGUCCAUCUCCUGUCAGCUACAGGACUCUCCAAGAAACAGGACACAUAUGCAGUCAUCAAGUCUGGUAACAAGUCAGUGAAGACGAGGGUUAUUGAAGAUAACAGCAGUCCUGAGUAUGAUGAGGAAGCCAUCUUCUACCGCAAGGACCCCAGGAACCCUAUCAAGAUCCAGAUUUGGAAGAAAGACCUGAUCAGAGACGACUUGUUGGGCGAGGCCACCAUGAUGUGUGAGGUCAACAACGCCACCAAGCAGCACGUGGUGCAACUGCAGGACAAGGAUGGGGGAGGGGACGUGUCAGGCAGUCUCAGUGUCUCCGUCACCAGUCACGACGAUCUCAUGGCAAUCUAGAUAUCUCAGCUAGAAAGACUUUAAUUUUUAGCAUACUAGAAAUGUUGUCACUAGAUACAUGUAGAGGACAUUCACUUUAUUAGACUACAUUAUUACACUUACCAAAUGUACUGUAGGUCACUUUCAGAGGCUUUUCCUAUACUUUGUGUAUUUUAGCAGAUGUUGUGUUAUCUUGUGUUAUUCUUUGAAUUGGCAGUCUUGUUCUCAUGCAUACAGCAUAUUCCUUCUUUUAUUUGUUUUUUAUGUUUUUCAUUUAUUUUUUUCUGAGUAGCUGCAAGCUGACUUGCUGCCUAUUUAGUCUAAUUUUGUGUAGCUGUUAUAAUGAUGAUAGAUGACAUUGAGGAUUAUUUCAUCUUUUAACUCUUGUAGCUAGUUGAAGUUACCCUCUUACCUGUUUUAAAUGUUUUUAACGUUUAGCAUGCUGUACCUGUACUAGUACAAACAUAUGUAGUUGUAGAGCUGUUGAAAACAUUCUUACCCCAAACAUUGGAGAAUUUGGCAGGGUAAAAUGAAAUCACUGAUCUCUACCACAGCUGUGCUAACACAAAGGACUUACAAAUCAUAAUACUAAGCAAUAUAUUAAAAAUGCCUUCAAACCUUAGCUACAUGGACAAUUGAACCUGAAAACCUUGCAGUCUUUCACUUCAUUCUGCUGCUUGCACCAAAGCUACAAAUUGAACAGGCAGAAAUGGAAUGCAAUAAGUGUUUAAGCCAGUCUGAAAUUGUAUGUUGAACAUGUGUGUUGCUAGCCUGGCUAGCAUCUGGAUUUUCGCUCCACAAUGCUCGAAAAAAUCACGUGGCUAGUGUGUUGCCUGCCAGAGGACAUAAUUGUUUUGUUACAGAGUUCUAGAGAUAAUUUUUAUGAAUCAUGGAUGGCUGAAAUAUUGAACAUCAUUAUGAUGGUUUUAGAAAAAAUUAUCUUCAAGUUGAUAAAUGAUUGACCUGCAUGAACCAAACAGAUGUGAAUUUAAAAAAAAUGUUGCAAAUGUCCCUCUGAUCUACAAACUACUUUUAUUUUAUUUACCAGACUAAUGUACCAAAACAAUAUGACUGUGCUUUCUGGCAGUGGAAAAAAUGAAUUGAAUGCACGUACAUGCAUUUUUAAUAGACUAUCAGCAUGUUCAGAAAGGUUCUUGUGUAGUGUUGGUAUGAAAAUUAAAAAGAAAAAUGAAGAAAUCGACUUAUUGCUACUGUGGAAAGUUGCUGUGGAAAACUAGACAUUCCAAUUAAGAGUUGCAUGCAAGAUUGUCUUCUUGGCAAAGAAUUUAGAUAUUGAAGAAAAGAGAAUUGCUCUAUUUUUGCAGGCUUUAUACCUUUCCUGGUGACAUUAGUUAGCAUUUACGUAGUACUAACAGUUACCCUUUACACCUUUUGUAGUUUUACAGUUUUCUCUACUAUUGACUGUUUUACAAUGCCGUCUCUUUAGGUAAAGUUACUGUGUGAUGCACCCUAAAAAGUCAUGGAUACCAUCAUGUAAGAUCUAGAAAUGUGUAUGGAUCUAGUACCGAAAUUCAUUAAUUUUCUGGGUAACAUCUGAAACAAUGUGUUUUAGAUUUUAGACUCUUAAAACCAAUGAGUUUUAGAGAUUGGUAGAUAUCAGUAAGUGAUUAAAAUUGUGUGGGUUAAACAUAUUUUGUAGUUAAUUGUAAUAAGAUACAUUGUAAUCUGUAUGUAGAAUUGCUUCCAGACUCCAUGAUAUCUUGUGAACUUUGGUUGAAACUGUGACACAUUUAGUAAAAUGUAGUUUUGUGACUUGCAUAAAUGUUCCAUAGCAUAAACAUGUGAAAAUCUACAUGCAUGUUUUCCUUGUCUUGGUGUGUAAAGUCAUUGUUGCAAACUUCAGUGCUUAACUAGCUUGACAAAAGUGUUAAUCAGUACACAAAUGUAGAUGCUGUCUUUGUUGCAUUCAUAUCCACUCUAAAUUUGUAGUAAUUAAACAGUUUUGGAGGAAGAAUCUUUAAGUGUCUUUUAGAUUACUAUGAACUUCCUUGAAUCUCUAAUUUGUUACUUAACCAAAGUACGGUUAGGGUAAUAUUAACAGAUUUUUUCACCACUGAUUUGUACCUUUCACAUACAGAUAUAUCAAGACUUUUCACUUUUGCAAGUUUCACAUUUUCACAGUAUAUUUGGCACCAUUCUUUGUGAUGUGUUCAUUAAAUCAUGUGGGCUUGA
Branchiostoma belcheri (Belcher's lancelet) is the source of this 4727-nucleotide messenger RNA. Its product is annotated as calpain-5-like. Gene Ontology annotation, molecular function: calcium-dependent cysteine-type endopeptidase activity. The coding region runs from base 45 to 2555 and encodes 836 amino acids. NCBI's taxonomy places the organism in Eukaryota, Metazoa, Chordata, Leptocardii, Amphioxiformes, Branchiostomatidae. The record is from RefSeq and is a predicted model, not a curated record. The transcript is spliced from 14 exons. Gene Ontology annotation, cellular component: cytoplasm. Gene Ontology annotation, biological process: proteolysis.